AUGUCAAAUUGUUCUAAUAAUAGUGAAAAUUGUAAUAUUAAUGACAAUAAAAAAAAAGAAGAAAAUGUAAAAAAUCAAAAUUCAAAUAAAAAUUCAAAUAAUAAUAAUAAUAAAUCAAAUAUUGAAUCGAUUAUAUUAAAUAAAAAAUCAAAAUUUUCAAGUGAAAAGGAAUUAGAUGAAAAAGAGAAUAAAGAUUUAAAAGAUUUAUCAAAUAAUAAACCAAUUAAUAUCGAUGAAUAUGAAGGAUUACCUAGAUUUGAAAAUGAGCAAAAUGCACGUUCAAAAUCAUCUCUAUGGUCUAAACUCUGUGAUUGGAUGUAUGACCAAAAUUUUAAGAUUGCAAGUUCAACAUUAAAAAAUGGACCAAUACCAAAACACAUUGGUGUAAUUAUGGAUGGGAAUAGAAGAUUUGCAGAAAGAAAUCAUCUAGAAACUAAAGAGGGUCAUAAAAAAGGAUUCAACACAAUGCUAGACCUAUGCCAAUGGGGUCUCACACUUGGUGUUAAAAUAAUCUCAGUAUAUGCAUUCUCAAUUGAAAAUUUUAAACGUUCAAAAAGUGAAGUUCAAGAUCUUAUGGAAUUGGCAAAUAAUAAAUUCACUGAAAUGAUCUCAAAAUCACAUAAACUUCAACAACUUGGUGUCAGAAUACGUGUUGUUGGUGAUCAUUCACAUAUACCUGAAAAAACAAAAUCAAUUUUAGCAAAAGCUGUAAAAUCAACUGAAAAUAAUACAAAAGCAUUAUUAAAUAUUUGUUUAUCAUAUACAUCACAUGAAGAGAUAUUACAUUCAAUGAAAAUAUUAAGUAAAGGUGUAAAUCAAGAGAAAAAGAUAGAGAUUGAAGAUAUUGACCAAGAUUUAUUUGAAAAUUGUUUAUAUAUUAAAGAGGAUUUAGAUAUAUUAAUUAGAACAUCUGGUGAAUAUAGAUUAAGUGAUUUCAUGUUAUGGCAAUCAUGUUUUACAAAUUUAGCAUUAGUUAAUACAUUAUGGCCUGAUUUCUCUUUCUUUCAUUUCAUUUAUAUAAUUUUCUUAUAUCAAUUUAAUAGUAAAACUUUAAAAAAUGAAAUUCAAAAUCAAUAUAAAUUUAAUAAUAAUAAUAAUAAUAAUACAGAUAAUAAUAAUAAUUUAAAAGAAAAUAUAAAAAAUUUAAAAUCAGAUCAAAGAGUAAAAGAAUUUAUAAAUCAUUUAAAAAUUUCUGAAGAAAAAUUAUUUGAUGAAUUUAUUUCAAAAUAUAAUGAGGAGGAGGAAGAAGAAGAAGAAAUAUAG
Molecule: messenger RNA, 1263 nt
Organism: Dictyostelium discoideum AX4
Lineage: Eukaryota; Evosea; Eumycetozoa; Dictyosteliales; Dictyosteliaceae
Exons: 2
Coding region: 1-1263 (420 amino acids)
Molecular function (GO): transferase activity, transferring alkyl or aryl (other than methyl) groups
Source: RefSeq, a predicted model, not a curated record